UUGGUUCGGUCCAUCAGAGUUGCUCUAAGUUAGUGAAAGCAUAUACGGCAGAGCACAAGCGGAUGAUCCAUCCAGAAUACCAGACGCAGGCAAGAGGCUCCGCGUUUCAUUUGGGUUCCUUUUUCUUUCUGAAAGGAAUAAAAAAUGAGAAAGGCUGCGCUACUUUUCAGACCACGUACACCCCUGCUUGCAGUACGGACCCACCUGCGUCGGCGGCCCACGUGUCGGUGGGGUGGAGAGAGCUAUUCCGUGGUGUGGAGGCGGAGCUGCUGGUGGUCGCCUCAGUGGUGGCGAAUAAAUCUGAUGACCAUAAUAACGCCCGGAGAUGCAGAGGUGAGUUGACACCCACCGUGGCCAACAAACUCCAGUCGCUGCCUCGUGCUCUGCCUUUUAUACGGCGCGCCGCCCGGCCAUCUCGUACGGUACCUCGCCGGCAAUGGCGGCGGCGACGGCGUGGGUGCGCUCCCUCAGCUGCAAGUACUCUACCGCCGUCGCUGACGACGCCUACAGCCCGCCGCCGCCCAAGAAGCACCCGCCCACGCCGCAGGUCAAGGGUGCUGCUUCCGUGCCGCCGGAGAGGGAGAGGGACCGGGAGAGUCGGCGGUCUGGGUCCAUGUCCAGCGAGCGGGACCGGCCCGCUACUGCUACGGCUAGGAAGACGAAGAAGAAGAAGAAGGAGGAGGAGGACGCCACGUCUAAGCUCGCGAGGAAAGAGAAGCCCAGGCAGCGGCUCGCGGCGUUGCCGGCGCGCGCGAGCUCGGCGUUGCUGGAGAUGACGGAGCUGCCCGAGGGCCACCCGUCGCGGCGCGUGGUCGAGCUCAUCUUCGCGUCGGGGUGGGCGCGCGCCGACACUCCGGGGCCGGAGGCCGAGGUGGAGGCGCUCUUCCGGGUGCACGGCACGGCGCGCGCGCUGGCGCGGUUCGAGGCCGCGCGCGCCGCCGCCCGGGCGCGUGGCGAGGCCGCGGCCGACGCGCGCUGCGCCGCCGACGGGAACGAGGUGAUGCGGUUCCAGUGCCGCCCCGCCGCGGAGGCCGGGGGCGGCAGCGAGGUGAUCUGCGCCGCCGUCGCCACGUGCCACGCAGCCGGCGCGGCCAGGGCCGUGCGCACGUUCGCCAGCAGCGCCGCGGCGGACGCGGGCAGCGCAACGGAAGGCCGCAGGGGCAUGCUGGUGUGCCGCGUCAUCGCCGGCCGCGUCCGUCGGGCCGACACCGAACGCCAUGCCGAGGACGGCGGCGAGUACGACUCGGUGGAGGCAGGGGACGGCGAGCUGGUGGUGCUGGACCGGCGCGCCGUGCUCCCCUGCUUCCUCGUGGUCUACAGAGUCAUCAAGCCUCCCCCGGAGGAGCUCUCUCCCUCGUGCUCCACCAGCCGCCAUUCCCGCUGACUGACCCGAUCGACGCCUGCGCCGGUCGCCACCAAAGACUCCACCGACUAAUCCACUAACCGUUAGCUAGGCUUGGAUCGAUCCAUCUGAUCGACUCGAUGCAAGGUGUGCAUGUGAGACUGUAAAAAAACUCCAUCGUUCAUCACCCCCACGAUUGUUGACCGAAAUUGUACCAUACAUCAAACAAAUGCACCUACUUCUUUUA
This is a messenger RNA of Hordeum vulgare subsp. vulgare (domesticated barley), 1589 nucleotides long. RefSeq lists its product as uncharacterized. Bases 437 to 1384 code for a protein of 315 amino acids. The transcript has a single exon. The record is from RefSeq and is a predicted model, not a curated record. NCBI's taxonomy places the organism in Eukaryota, Viridiplantae, Streptophyta, Magnoliopsida, Poales, Poaceae.